This is a messenger RNA of Triplophysa rosa, 639 nucleotides long. RefSeq names its product cytochrome c oxidase assembly protein COX16 homolog, mitochondrial. Bases 108 to 431 code for a protein of 107 amino acids. NCBI's taxonomy places the organism in Eukaryota, Metazoa, Chordata, Actinopteri, Cypriniformes, Nemacheilidae. The record is from RefSeq and is a predicted model, not a curated record. The transcript is spliced from 4 exons. Gene Ontology annotation, biological process: mitochondrial respiratory chain complex IV assembly. Gene Ontology annotation, cellular component: mitochondrial inner membrane.
GCUGCACGAAGCCGCCGCGGGGAAUUGUGGGUUGGGUUUACAUGGCAGCGACCAGUGGAGUCAUGUUGAAUUAUAUGUUCCUGACAUUUGCUGUACAAUAGCUAAACAUGUGGAAUCAAUUUCGUAAACUACAAAAUAACAGAACCGUGAAAUAUGGCGUCCCGAUGCUGCUGUUGGUCGUGGGAGGGUCGUUUGGUUUGAGAGAAUUCACACAGAUUCGUUAUGAUGCGCAGAAGAUCCGAAAGAAGCUGGACCCUACCCUGGAGGCGCGAGUAAACACUCAAAAACAGACAGUCAUACUUCAGGAAGAGUAUGAGAAACUGAAGGAUGUGAACUUGAAGAAUUGGAGGAACAUCCGUGGCCCGCGUCCAUGGGAAGAUUCUAAAGAGUACCAGGAACAACAGCGAGCACGACUCAAUAAAGGCACAUAGAACUGAACAUGGUCCCACUACUUGCGUGAAGGUGUUCAUAAAACCUGUGCAGUAUGACGGUUUUGUUUGUCCCUGAAAGAUAAAUCGGCACUGUUGAAUAUUAUUAUAUUUGACCGGAACCACCAGUUUAAAAUCUGUUUGUGAUUGGAUGCCAUGAGGAAAACCAUGUUAUGUUAUCUUGAGAUUUGUAAAUAUACCUAGUAAUAUG